Candida albicans SC5314 is the source of this 1113-nucleotide messenger RNA. RefSeq names its product Ifr1p (gene IFR1). The record is from RefSeq and is a predicted model, not a curated record. NCBI's taxonomy places the organism in Eukaryota, Fungi, Ascomycota, Pichiomycetes, Serinales, Debaryomycetaceae. The transcript has a single exon. Gene Ontology annotation, molecular function: oxidoreductase activity, acting on NAD(P)H. Bases 1 to 1113 code for a protein of 370 amino acids.
AUGAAAGCUGCUGUUGUCCCAGAAUCGGUAACUGAAACCAAAUUAGCUGAAAUCAAAGAAAUCCCUAAACCAACCAUUGAUGACGAUCAAAUCUUAAUCAAAGCAGAAGCUGGUGCUAUUAAUCCAACUGAUUGGAAACAUAUAAUUGUGGCACGUUCCAGUAAACCAGGUGAUAUUAUUGGAUGUGAUGUUAGUGGGAUUGUUGAAGAAGUUGGUUCUAAAGUAACAAAUUUUAAAAAAGGAGAUGCUGUUAGUGCUUAUAUUACAGGGAAUAUUUCUCCUAUUAAUGGUGCCUUUAGUGAAUAUGUUGCUGCUUAUCCCCAAGCUACGAUUAAAUAUACUAAUGGUUUAAUUCAUUCUACUGCUGUUGCAAAAGCAUCGACUAUAAUUAAAACUUUUGAAGGUGCAGCAAGUAUGACUUUAGGAUUAGCUACAGUUGCCAUGUCAUUUUCUCAUCAUUUAAAUAUUAGUAAACAUCAACAAAAGCAGGGUAAUGAUGCAAUUUUGAUUUGGGGUGGUGCAACGGCAACAGGGAUUUUAGCUAUUCAAGUUGCUAAAUUAGUUUAUAAUUUAACCGUGAUUACUACCGCAUCACCUAAGAAUCAUGAAUAUUUGAAACAAUUGGGUGCUGAUUAUGUUUUAGAUUAUAAUGAUUCAAGAAUUGUUGAAAAUAUUAGAAAAAUCGGUAAUGGUAAUAUUAGAUUUGGAUUAGAUACAGUUUCUAAUGCUACUACUUUCCAAUAUCUUUAUGAUGCUACUGAAAGUACUACUUCUAGUUAUGAUAAGAUGGUUUAUUUGGAUUCAUUAUUGGCAUUAGAUGGUAAUACUAUCAAAACUGAUCCAAAAAGAGACAAAUCGGUUCAUUGGGGUUAUACAUUUGUUGAUCAUUCUAUUAUUAAAGUGAAAAAAUUUGGUAAUAAAGAAUAUUCUCAAACUCCAGAAUUAUUUAAUGAUUAUUAUAAAUGGUGGCAAGAAAUUAUGCCAACAAUUAUUAAUAAAAUUAAACAUGCAAAUUUGAAAAUUUUAGAUAAUGGAUUAGAAUCUGUUAAUGAAGCAUUACAAUUAUCUAAAGAUAGUAAAGUAUCUGCCGAAAAAAUUGUCUUCACCAUUUGA